AUGUAUGCUAUAGAGGAGAUCAACAACAGCACAGAGCUUUUACCCAACAUUACUCUAGGAUACCGUAUCCAUGAUGCAUGUACCAGUGAAGCAAUGGCAUUAACGAGCACUCUCAGCUUAUUAUCUGAGGAAGAAACUCCAGCUCUCAACUAUAUCUGUCAACCUGAUCAGAAGUUGGUGGCAUUUGUAGGACACUUGUUAUCUUCUGUAACUUACAGCAUUGCAGAAAUCACUCAGCUGUAUGGAUACCCACAGAUAAGUUACGGAGCUCUGGAUCCCAUGUUUAAUGAUCGUAUUCACUUUCCAUCUGUUUAUCGUACAGUUCCCAAUGAGUAUUCCCAGUUUAGAGUUAUCAUCAAAUUACUGAAGCACUUUGGCUGGACUUGGGUGGGAAUUAUUACAUCAGAUGAUGACAGCAAUCGCCAAGCCAGUGAGGAGCUGAGAAAGGAAAUGGAGAAAAAUGGAAUCUGUGUGGAUUUUUUAAAAGCUAUAUCGAGUUCUCCAGAUUUACGGGAAAAAAGAGCUGUUGAAGCUGUUGAGACAAUUAAAAAUUCCUCUGUCAGAGUCAUUAUUUUAUACUGCAGAGCAAGCUCUUUGUUUGUAUUUCUAGGUUUCCAGACUUCCCACCAAAUAUCAGAAAGGGUUUUUAUAUGCUCAGUAGCCCUGAAUAUUGUAACGGAACUGGGAUUUAACAAAUUGUUGUAUUCAAUGAACGGAUCAUUUUUAAUUUCCCUUCCAAAACAAGACAUCCAAGGAUUGAAUAACUUUUUUUCUCACAGACUUAUGACAGAUAUGAACAAAAAUAUAUUUGUAAAUAGGUUCUUGAUGUUGAAUAUAGGAUAUUCAUAUGGACAAAGUGGUGGUGUUAUAAAUUCCUCACGUCUAAAUUAUGACAUGAUAAAGGAACAUUUAUUGCAAGAAGAGACCAUUACCCACCGUAUUAAACACACAAUAUACAUGGCAGUGUAUGCUUUAGCCCAUGCCUUAGACAAAAUGCAGUUAUCUAGGGAAUUUUUGGAGAUGUCUUCUAAAGAGAAAAUCAGCAAAAUGAGACUAAAGCUAAACUAUUACCUUAAAAAUAUUCACCUAAAAAUGGCAUCUGGAGAGGAAUUUUUUUUCACCGAAGAUGGAAAUAUUCCAGGAAAGUUUGAUAUUCUGAACUGGGUUAUUGAUAAAAAUGGAGCAGUUAAUAGAAUCCAUGUGGGGAGAUUCUUACCAAAUACUGAUCAGCUGAUCAUUAAUGAGACUGCCAUUGCCUGGGGCCCUUAUUUUGGAAAGACCCCCACAUCAGUGUGCAUGGAACCGUGUUCUUCUGGUCAUCGAAGAGCUCAUCAGAAUGGGAGGCCACCAUGCUGCUUUGACUGUAUUCCCUGCUCUGAAGGGGAAAUUUCAAAUUAUACAGAUGUGGAAAGAUGUGAAGGAUGUGCUGAAGACCAAUGGCCAAAUCCAGCUAAGGAUCAGUGCAUUAAGAGAGUCAUUGACUUCCUGUCCUAUGGAGAUCUCUUAGGAUAUAUACUGUCUGGAUGUGCUUCAGUCUUUAUUGUUUUGACGGCUGCAGUGUUUUUGGUCUUUAUAAAACACAGAAGGACUCCUAUAGUUCGUGCCAAUAAUCAGAACAUCAGCUACAUCCUACUUAUGGCUCUUCUGAUGUCCUUCCUUUGCUCUUUCAUCUUUAUUGGACAACCUACUGGGGUUACCUGCAUGCUGAGACAGACCACGUUUGUGUUUGUCUUCUCUGUUGCUAUUUCUUCCAUUUUAGGAAAAACAAUAAUGGUUUUAAUUGCUUUUAAAGCCACAAAAAUAGAAAAGAUAUUUAGAAUGUUGGGAGGAAUUAACAUUUCGGUGGGAGUGGUUUUUAUUUGCUCAUUUGGGGAAUUUGUAUUAUGUGUAAUUUGGCUAAUAUUAAAUCCACCACAUGUAGAAUCUGAUAAUAAAACAGUACCAGGUAGAACAAUUCUACAAUGUAAUGAAGGUUCAAUCAUAAGUUUCUAUCUGGCAGUUUCAUACAUUGGUGUAUUAUCCCUUAUUAGCUUUGCUGUCGCUUUCAUUGCUCGCAAGUUACCAGACCGUUUCAAUGAGGCGCAGCACAUCACCUUCAGCAUGCUGGUGUUCUGCAGUGUCUGGGCCUCCUUCAUCCCAACAUACCUGAGCACCAAAGGCAAACACAUGGUUGCAGUGGAGAUAUUUGCCAUCCAGGCCUCUGCAGCAGGACUGUUAAUGUGUAUAUUUACUCCAAAAUGCUACAUUAUUUUGCUAAAACCAGAGCUCAAUGUUAAAGGAAAGCCUACUGCUAAAAUACAGUCACACAUGGAAAAUCACACACCACAUUGUUAA
Messenger RNA from Xenopus tropicalis (tropical clawed frog), 2334 nucleotides. RefSeq names its product vomeronasal type-2 receptor 26. Gene Ontology annotation, biological process: G protein-coupled receptor signaling pathway. The transcript has 5 exons. NCBI's taxonomy places the organism in Eukaryota, Metazoa, Chordata, Amphibia, Anura, Pipidae. Gene Ontology annotation, cellular component: plasma membrane; membrane. The record is from RefSeq and is a predicted model, not a curated record. The coding region runs from base 1 to 2334 and encodes 777 amino acids. Gene Ontology annotation, molecular function: G protein-coupled receptor activity.